AUGUCCGCCGCAAAGCAGAAGGCACAGCAAAUCAUCGAUGAAAACGCCGUCGCAGUCUUCUCGAAGUCGUAUUGCCCAUAUUGCAGAGCUACCAAGAGCCUGCUCGAUGACAAGCAUGCAAAGUACUAUGUUAUUGAACUUGAUCAAGUUUCCGAUGGUGCAGCCAUUCAAGACGCCCUAGAGGAGAUGACAGGACAGAGAAGUGUCCCAAAUAUUUUCAUCAGCAAGAAGCAUAUUGGUGGCAACUCUGAUCUGCAGGCAAAGAAGAGUCAGUUGGAUGAUCUUUUGCAGUCAGCCGGCGCUGUCUAG
This is a messenger RNA of Lithohypha guttulata, 309 nucleotides long. It is a transcript of the gene TTR1, whose product is annotated as Glutaredoxin. The coding region runs from base 1 to 309 and encodes 102 amino acids. Gene Ontology annotation, molecular function: glutathione disulfide oxidoreductase activity. The transcript has 2 exons. Gene Ontology annotation, cellular component: nucleus; cytoplasm. The record is from RefSeq and is a predicted model, not a curated record. Gene Ontology annotation, biological process: cellular response to oxidative stress. Lineage: Eukaryota; Fungi; Ascomycota; Eurotiomycetes; Chaetothyriales; Trichomeriaceae.